UAGUACUGUACAAUUCCAAUUCGAAUUCCAAUUACAAAAAAGCCAUGCGUGUUUGCGUUAAGUUGUUGUGAGUGAUGGACGUUUUGAUUCUUACAGAGCGAGCCCUCCUUCACAUGCUCCAUCUCGUUCUUCUUCCUCUGCCACUCCCUUCACACUCACAACAGACACAGCAGAGAAGAAAAUAAAGCAAAUCAGUAAAGUGGAAAAACAAACCCAACACACAAAAAAAAAAAGAAGCUCAUCACGCUCUUUCUAUGCUUUACCACACCACUCUCUUUCUUUCUCUCACUUUUGCUUUUCACCACUCCUUUCUCUUCUUCCCAUUUUCUCUCUGAACCCAAACCCAAACCCUUCCAUAACUCUUCAUUAUGCCUCUCAACUUUCUCUUCCUCAUCCUCCUCCUCCUCUCCCUCCAACCUCUCUCUUCGGCUUCCGCUCAUCGCAACCCCGAAGUGGAAGCUUUGAUGAGUAUAAAAGAUUCCCUCAAUGAUCCUCACGGUGCGUUAAGCAACUGGGACGAAUUCUCCGUAGACCCCUGCAGUUGGUCCAUGAUUACUUGCUCUUCUGAUUACUUCGUUAUUGGCCUCGGAGCUCCCAGUCAAUCACUCUCCGGAGUUUUGUCUUCCGCUAUCGGAAAUUUAACUAAUCUUAAACAAGUGUUACUGCAGAAUAACAAUAUCUCAGGCAAAAUACCACCGGAACUUGGAAAGCUUCCCAAGCUUCAGACUUUAGAUCUUUCGAGCAACAGUUUCUCUGGGUUCAUUCCACCUUCACUUAGUCAAUUGAAUAGUCUCAAGUACCUGAGGCUGAACAACAAUAGUUUGUCUGGGUCUUUUCCUGUUUCACUGGACAAAAUUUCACAACUUACUUUCUUGGACUUGUCUUAUAACAAUCUCAGUGGACCAUUGCCCAAGUUUCCAGCCAGGUCAUUUAAUAUUGUGGGAAACCCAUUAAUUUGUAUAAGCAAAUCUAUUGAAGGCUGCUCUGGAACAGUGACUCUUAUGCCUGUUCCUUUCUCUCAAGUAUCAUCACAAGGAAAACACAAGUCCAAGAAAUUGGCAAUUGCUCUUGGGGUCAGCUUUAGUUGUGUUUUCCUCUUAAUCUUGUGUUUGGGGCUCUUUUGGUAUAGAAAGAAAAGACAGCAUGGAGCUAUCUUGUAUAUUGGUGAUUAUAAAGAGGAGUCUGUUAGCUUAGGAAAUCUUAAAAGUUUCGGCUUCAGAGAGCUCCAACAUGCAACUGAUAGUUUCAGCUCAAAGAGUAUACUCGGUGCUGGAGGUUUUGGAAAUGUUUAUAGGGGGAAGCUUGGAGAUGGCACACUGGUGGCGGUGAAAAGACUGAAAGAUGUUAAUGGUAGUGCUGGGGAAUUACAGUUCCAAACAGAAUUGGAAAUGAUCAGCUUGGCAGUUCACCGUAAUUUACUUCGCUUAAUUGGAUAUUGUGCUACUCCUACUGAAAAACUUCUGGUUUACCCUUACAUGUCUAACGGAAGCGUGGCCUCCAGGCUUAGAGGAAAACCAGCUUUAGAUUGGAACACAAGAAAGAGAAUAGCAAUUGGAGCUGCAAGGGGCCUUCUGUACCUUCAUGAGCAAUGUGAUCCAAAGAUAAUACACAGAGAUGUAAAGGCUGCCAACGUGCUUCUGGAUGACGAUUACGAGGCUAUUGUUGGUGAUUUUGGCCUUGCAAAGCUCCUUGAUCAUGCUGAUUCCCAUGUCACCACUGCUGUCCGUGGCACUGUCGGGCACAUUGCGCCUGAGUACCUAUCCACUGGCCAAUCAUCUGAAAAAACUGAUGUGUUUGGAUUCGGCAUUCUCUUGUUAGAGCUUAUAACUGGAAUGACAGCUCUUGAGUUUGGGAAAACCUUGAAUCAGAAAGGUGCUAUGCUUGAGUGGGUGAGGAAAAUACAGCAAGAAAAAAAGGUGGAAGUGUUGGUGGACAAAGAACUAGGGAGCAACUAUGAUAGGAUAGAGGUUGGGGAGAUGCUUCAAGUAGCUCUACUCUGUACUCAAUAUUUGACAGCUCACCGUCCGAAAAUGUCCGAAGUGGUCCGAAUGCUCGAAGGAGAUGGACUUGCUGAAAAAUGGGCCUCAACACAUAAUUAUGGUAGCAACUGCUGGAGCCAUAGUCACAGCAACAACAGUAGCAGCAAUAGCUCUUGUCGCCCUACCUCUGCUUCAAAACACGAUGACAAUAUUCAUGAUCGUUCGAGCUUGUUUGGCAUGACAAUGGAUGAUGACGAUGACCAGUCUUUGGAUUCCUAUGCCAUGGAACUCUCUGGUCCUAGAUAAGUUACAAAAUAAAGAACAAUAGUUUUAGUGGGAGGGUACAAAAAAGGAGCAGAAGUUCUUUUGGCCAUAGGAAAUUUUAUUAUAUUUUGUUUGGUCCAUGAUAUAAUGUGUAUAUAUAUUCUCUAAAGUUGUACUUAUUAUAUGAUAGAAUGGUAGAAGGUAAACAUCACGAGAUUCCUUGCAAUUGAGUAAGAUGCAAGAAACAAAGUAUAUGGUUUUGACUGAAGAUGAACAUGGCAAUAGGCAUAUGAAAAUUUUCUUCUGUAAUUUGGUUGCAUUGAUGUUGAAACUAGUGAAAGGUAUGAGUGAAGGUCAAGGUCUAAGCUUUGAGGGUUCAACUGUUAAGGGUCAUUUUCGGUCUGAUAUUUUUGCAGGGUCACGCCUAUUCUUUUUCUUUAAUUGGUGCCUUUUUCUGUGUUCUUUUA
Messenger RNA from Vicia villosa (hairy vetch), 2710 nucleotides. Its product is annotated as probable LRR receptor-like serine/threonine-protein kinase At4g30520. The record is from RefSeq and is a predicted model, not a curated record. Bases 369 to 2285 code for a protein of 638 amino acids. Gene Ontology annotation, biological process: protein phosphorylation. The transcript has 11 exons. NCBI's taxonomy places the organism in Eukaryota, Viridiplantae, Streptophyta, Magnoliopsida, Fabales, Fabaceae. Gene Ontology annotation, molecular function: ATP binding; protein binding; protein kinase activity.